AUGAGCUCCAACGCUCAACUGCCCAGGCAGCGGUACAUCCAGUCUAUGGAUGAUUACUGGAGACUGGAGAUGGAGGCACUGAUGUCUCCUAACAGCGGUGGAGGUACUGCUGCCGAUAUUCCCACCACCGAUGAGGAACGCUUCAGGUUGGUCGACCAAAUGGUCGCAGCCUUCCGGAACACAGACAACAUCUGCGAUUCUAGGGCCGACACCCACGGCCACAUUAGGUUUGUCGAGGAAGAACUUACCGACAAGAGCGCAGAGCGUAUGGCAUGGAAACUCUUGCUACAUCCGGUCAACUCUUCUAACGCUAGCACUCUGCAGGCCGAGACGCAGGCAUGUGAAGGCAGCGAAGGCGAUUUUCUAAGCAACCCUGCGACCAGAAUCGCUAGGGCGCAGUUCAAAGACUUCACCACCAGAUGGAGGGUCAUAGUUGCUGUCUUCGCGUGCUGCAAGGCAGCCGUUUCCAACCUAUUUCAGCCUUCCAUCGUGGAGAGGUUUGUCAACAACCCGAUUACCGAGUUGGAUAUCAAAGCACAUAACGCGAAGAUCGCUGCCGCGGUUAAGGAGCAUGGCUCCGCAGCAUUUGAUCGUGAGACCGGCGUGCUGAGGGACAGCGAUGGCACUGUCCUUGACGUUCUACUCCGUCCACAGAAGCGCAGAUUGGCGGACGUCUUGCCGCCGGACCUCAUCCCACAUGCGAAGGUGAAGCGCGUUAGGCGCUCCCGUCGACAGGCCCAGACACCGGCCAACAACCAGGACAACGCCCAUGACGAUCCCAACGGCGACAAUGAUUCCAAUGGCGGCAACGAUCCCAGCGGUGCCAACCAACAUCAAUCGGACAACGAGAGCCAGUUUGACAACGAGUAUGGUUCGGAAAACGAUUAUGACCAAUCUGAUAGCGAGUAUAAUGGCGCGGGUGAUGCUCAAAGCGGCAACCAACUUGAAGAGCAAGCCGCGACACCGAGUGCGCACCAGUUCCAUGACGCCUCGGAUUACUCCGUCCAUGUCCAUGAACAGCACUUCAUUUCCCGGAUGAUCGACCACGAAGUAGCUCACGCAGUUGAGAUGGCGUCAUCCUCAUCUCACCAGUCCGAGCAUCACGACCAGGAAGUCCAUGGUGGUCAACUCCCUGCCUUCGACCCGGCUUGGAGCGAGGAUUAUGGUCUUCAGCCGGCUGGCAACGCUCAAGGUACCGGUCUUGAGGGCUUCCUCCCCAGUGGUCUCAAUCCAAUUGUCCCCCAUCACAGUUCCCCCCAUCUCAUUGCCCCUCUGCACAGUUCCCCCCCUCCCAUUUCCCUUUACCAGGAAUCCCCACCUGACUAUUCUCUUUACCCCAACUCCCCCUACCACAGUUCCCUCCAUCACAAUUAUCCCCAUCCCACUGUCACUCAUCCCAACCACCAGUAUGGCAGGCAGACCACCCCAGCUACCCGCUCGGCCAACGGCGCUCAUCAUACUCACAACCACCCGGGAAACCAGACCUUUACAUUGCAUUCCGUUGUGACACCGACAUUCAAAGCUGCAGUUUACAACAUCGCUCAGCCCAACUACCUCGAGAGCUUCGUUAACAUCCCAGCCACCAAGUUGGAUACAAAACUCUCAAACUUGUACACGAAUGCCGCCAAGGCCACCAGGCAAAAGAUCGCAACGGCGGUCGAAAAGUAUGGCUCGGCUUCGUUCCACAAAACCACCCGGGAGCUAAAGGACAGUCAGGGUGACGUUAUUGCCGUCUAUCCCAAGCCAGUCAAGCGCAAGCUUGCGGAUGUCUUGGGCCCCGAGCUUGCGGGUCAUGCCAAGGUCAAGCGUGCGAGGCGCCCACGACAGGCGCGCACGCAAGCCAGCAACGCGGACUACGGCAGUAACGCCAACAACCCUAACUCCCUAUACGAGAAAUACGGGGAGGACGGCAACAACGACACGGACGUGGACGACGACAACAACGAUCACGGUAACGAUGAUAUCCAUUACGGCAACCAAGUUAGAGGUUCAGCCGGCGUGGACUCGUCGAACCAAUCCCAACACCACGACGAUAGAGUCCAUGGAGGUAUAGAUCGUCAGGGCCACAUCCCCAACAGUCUGCCUUUCAACAUUGCUCAACCCAAUGCGCUCUAUCCCAGCUUACCCCGUCAGAGCUCUCACCUUUCCAACUUGAACAACCCGCAUCCCAAUACCAUCCAAACCAAUGCUCUCUAUUCCGAUUUACCCCAUUAUAACUCCCCGCUUCCCAACAGCCAGCAUUACACCCAGCAGUCCGCCCCAGCUGCCGGCUCGCAAAACGGCCAGCAUCUUGACUACGUCUACCUGAGCAAUGGCCACUUUGUGUUGGAGGAGGAUGAUAGGUACCCGAGAGUGAAGCUGCCCGUCUACGACUAUGGCUACGGCGACUACCUCUACGAUAGCAAGGUUGUCGACAAUGAUCGUGACGGUGAUUACCACAGUUACGGCAAUCAGAGCAAUGCCGAGCGGGAAUCUGCGAAUGGUGGCCAGGAGAUUGAUACAAGUGUUUCAUCGUCCUUUCACUCUCAAGACCUCGAUCUCAACCACCAACUUGGUAGUAAAUCUAGUGGUCAUGCCGGCGUCGGGCCGUCAGUUCAGCAUCAUCAUCAGCAUCAGGAUUUCUAUGCCGCUAUGGACUAUCAAAACUCCAUGGCUAACCACCAGGCUAAUAGUCUUGCCCAUUACGACUUUGCAGAGGACUUCAUUCCUCAGCACCAUGGAAACCAAGUUGGUGGUCCAGCUGGCGUUGGUUCAUCGUCGCAGUUUCAUCAUCACGGUUAUAGAGGUUAUGCAGCUCAGUUCCCGGUCGCUGGCCAGGUUCAUAACCAGGAAUUCGGUGUCCAUCACAGCUACGUCGGGGGUGGUUUCGAGGGCCCACUUUCAACACCGUGA
Messenger RNA from Neurospora crassa OR74A, 2892 nucleotides. RefSeq lists its product as hypothetical. The transcript is spliced from 9 exons. Lineage: Eukaryota; Fungi; Ascomycota; Sordariomycetes; Sordariales; Sordariaceae. The coding region runs from base 1 to 2892 and encodes 963 amino acids. The record is from RefSeq and is a predicted model, not a curated record.